Molecule: messenger RNA, 2775 nt
Organism: Striga hermonthica
Lineage: Eukaryota; Viridiplantae; Streptophyta; Magnoliopsida; Lamiales; Orobanchaceae
Source: the annotation of a GenBank genome assembly
AUGACAAUAGGGACGCCAAGGACACCGUCGUCGAAGAUCAGAAGGACUCCAGCUUGUACUCCGGGCGGCCCAAGAGUCCGUGAGGAGAAUAUUUUGGUGACUGUACGUGUGAGACCACUAAAUGCAAAAGAAAUAGCUGCUUAUGACCUUGUUGCGUGGGACAUCGUGGAUGAAAAUACCAUUGUUUCGAAGAAUUUACAUCAUGAUCGGCAUGGAGGGCUGUAUACAUUCGAUAAGGUGUUUGAUCCAACUUGCUCUACACGAAAAGUUUACGAAGAAGGUGCUAGAGAUGUUGCCAUGUCUGCUGUCAGUGGAAUUAAUGCAACGAUCUUUGCAUAUGGGCAGACUAGUAGUGGAAAGACAUUCACCAUGAGAGGUGUGGCAGAACAUGCUAUAAAAGACAUAUACGAGCACAUCAACAUCACACCACAGAGAGAAUUUUCGCUCAAAUUUUCUGCUUUGGAGAUUUAUAAUGAAAAUGUUGUAGAUCUCUUAAAUAGAGAGUCUGGCUGCCUUCGCCUGUUGGAUGAUCCCGAGAGAGGAACCAUUGUGGAUAAGUUGAUCGAAGAGGUUGUCAAGGAUGGUCAACAUUUGAGGCACCUUAUAAGUAUUUGUGAAGCUCAAAGGCAGGUGGGUGAAACUGCCCUGAAUGACACAAGCUCAAGGUCACAUCAGAUAAUUAGGCUGACUAUUGAAAGCAGUCUCCGAGAAGACUCGGGGUGUGUGAAAUCAUAUUUAGCAACUUUGAAUCUUGUAGAUCUUGCUGGAAGUGAACGGCAAAGUCAAUCAAAUGCAGAUGGUACAAGAUUGAAAGAAGGGAGCCAUAUCAACAGAAGCUUACUGACACUGACAACUGUAAUCAGAAAGCUAAGUGGUGGAAAGAGAAGUGGUCACAUUCCUUAUAGAGAUUCGAAACUCACGAGGAUAUUGCAGACAUCACUAGGUGGGAAUGCACGGACUGCAAUUAUUUGCACUAUGAGUCCUGCUUUGAGUCAUGUGGAUCAAUCACGUAACACGCUUCUAUUUGCAAUGAGUGCAAAGGAAGUUACAAACAGUGCUAAAGUUAACAUGAUUGUUGAAAAGAAGCAAUUAGUGAAGCAAUUGCAAGAUGAAGUUGCCAGGCUGGAAGCUGAGCUCCGAAGCCCCGAACCAUCAUCUGCAUCCUCAUGUUUAAGAUCUUUGCUGAAGGAAAAAGAUUCGAAAAUUCAGCAGUUGGAGAGAGAGAUAAACGAAAUGAAGCGCGAGAGAGACCUUGCACAAUCUCAGCUUGUGUUAGAACGAAGCUCACGCAAAGAACAAAAGGCUUCAGACCACGGUGGCCCUUCUUACCAAGCCGUGAAACGCCUCUCUUUCAACACAGUGAAUGAUGACCGGCUUCCCGACAAAUGUGACCCAAAGCCCAAAUCACGAAAGCGCGGGAAAAAAGCAUCUGCCUCUUCAAGCUCGUUAGUCACGGAGAUAAGAAAACUAGAAAUGAGACAAAGACAGCUAGGCGAGGAAGCGAACCGAGCCUUAGAACUACUCCAUAAAGAAAUAUCUGCCCAAAGGCUCGGAAGCCAGGGCUCAGCCGAGGCAAUCGCGAAAAUGCUAAACGAAAUCAAAUCAAUACAUACUGCCAGUUUCAGUUCGGAAGAAAUUCAGGUCAAAAGAGAUCAAAAUUCAUCCUUGAGAGACGAAAUUGCUCGGUUGAACUCGCAUGAGGGGAACAUCUUGGUUUUGGAAGAGAAGCUUGAGAACGUACAGAGAUCGAUAGAGGAAUUAGUCAUGCAUUUUCCAAGCAGCAAGGAUAUGGCCACACCCGAUGUGAAAAACUCGUCUAAGAAGAAGAAAAUGCUCCCCUUCGCGUUGAGCAACACAGCUAACAUUCCAAAUUUGAUACGUUCGCCAUGCUCCACGACUACAUUGUCUUCUCACGAGAUCGAAAAUCGAGCCCCAGAGGGGACGCCUAAUAGUGGGGAAGAGAAUGCUUCUGGAAGAAAAGAAUCGAGCUCGAUCGAUGUGAAGAAAGUCCAGAAGAUGUUUAAGAAGGCAGCAGAGGAUAACAUUAAGAGCAUUAAGGCUUAUGUUAGCCAGCUGAAGGAACGCGUUGCGAAGCUACAAUACCAGAAGCAGCUUCUAGUUUGUCAGGUGUUAGAAUUGGAGGAGGCCAACGAGGCCACGAGUGAUGACGACACGGAAGCUACUGCAGGACCAUCUCCCAUGACGUGGACAGCGAUGUUUGAAGAUCAGAGGAAGGAAAUAAUAAUGCUGUGGCACGUUUGCCACGUCUCGAUCGUGCACCGUACCCAGUUUUACUUGCUAUUCAGGGGAGACCCUUCAGACCAGAUAUAUAUGGAAGUUGAGCUUAGAAGACUGAAAUGGUUGGAGCAAAAUUUGGACGAGGUGGGGAAUGCGAGUCCUGCGCUUUUGGGUGAUGACCCUCCUGGCUCCGUAACUUCCAGUAUCAAGGCUCUCAAGGAGGAGAGAGAGUACUUAGCAAAGAGGGUGAGCUCAAAGCUUACAGCCGAGGAGAGAGAAAUGCUGUACAUGAAGUGGGAGAUCUCAUUAGAGGGCAAGCAGAAGAGAAGACUGCAGCUGGUGAACAAGCUGUGGACGAACCCUUUGGACAUGCAGCACGUCAAGGAAAGUGCCCAUGUCGUGGCUAAGCUUGUCGGCUUUUGUGAGUCGUCUUCACAGCCCUUGUCGAGGGAAAUGUUCGCGCUAAAUUUCGCGCCACUUACGGACAAGAAGUCAUGGAUGGGUUGGAACCUUAUAUCAAACCUCUUGCAUUUGUAG